CGCGCUGCGAGCGGGGCGGGGGGCACGGCCGAGCGAGCGAACAAUAAGCGGGUGUGUUGUGCCCGUCCCCCGCGGGGCUCGGGACGGCGCCGCGCACUCGGGGCGCUCCACGCGCGACAAACCGCGGGAGGGGCGGGACCGCCGUGACACCCGGCGGUAACCGCGGCGGGGCUUCCCCUCUGCUCCUUUCCUCUCCCCGCAGCCGUUCCUGCUGAAAUGCGGCGCCCCACGCUGGCAUGAGCCCCCCCGUCGGGAGCAGAGCGCCCCGGGCACCGCCGCUUUCCCUGGCCGCUGCUCGGUGUCGGGAAGAACGCGCUGUCGCCGACUGUGGCCGAUUGUCGCCGCGGAGCCGCCGCUCGCAGCAGCGCCGGACGCGGGACGGACGUCCUUUUUGUAGCUGGAUUCAAGCCAAGAACCUCUACCCACAGCUGCCAAGCCUGACAUCCCUACUGACCUGCUGGCUCCAGCAGGGGCACACUGGAAGCAUGGCUACAAGUGCUGUUCCCAGCGAAAACCUCCCCACGUACAAGCUGGUGGUGGUUGGAGACGGUGGUGUGGGGAAGAGCGCUCUCACUAUUCAGUUUUUCCAGAAGAUUUUUGUGCCAGACUAUGACCCAACUAUUGAGGACUCCUACCUGAAGCAUACAGAAAUAGAUGGGCAGUGGGCAAUUCUUGAUGUUCUGGACACGGCAGGCCAGGAGGAGUUCAGUGCAAUGCGGGAGCAGUACAUGAGGACUGGAGAUGGUUUCCUGAUCGUCUACUCGGUGACAGACAAGGCCAGCUUCGAGCACGUGGACCGGUUCCACCAGCUGAUCCUCCGAGUCAAGGACAGGGAGUCUUUUCCAAUGAUUUUGGUGGCAAACAAAGUUGAUCUAAUGCACUUACGGAAAAUUACAAGAGAACAGGGGAGAGAAAUGGCAACAAAACACAACAUUCCCUAUAUAGAAACGAGUGCCAAGGACCCUCCUCUGAACGUGGACAAGGCCUUCCAUGAUCUGGUGAGGGUAAUAAGGCAACAGAUCCCAGAGAAAAGCCAGAAGAAGAAGAAAAAGACCAAAUGGCGAGGGGACAGAGCCACGGGCUCCCAUAAACUCCAGUGCGUGAUUUUGUGAUGGGACACCCUGGGAGUGCCUCGGACGCCUCCCUCCUCCCCUGCUGACCCCCUGCCAGCCCAGGCAAGGAGCCACAGCUGGGUGCUGAUGCCCACACGGCCCCCGGGGCUCCCCACGGCGGCUCAGACUCGCAGGAGGCGGCUCAGAGGGUCCGGACCCCAGAGAGGGGCUGCACGUCAGGGCCAGCGUGGGAGCUGUGCCAGUGGGGGGCACAUUGAUCAGCAGGACCUCGACUCUCAAAGAUCCCCAGCACCUUCCAGGGGCCUCCAUGAUGUUUAUUAGAAAAAAAAAAAAAACAAACACCAA
Molecule: messenger RNA, 1418 nt
Organism: Ficedula albicollis (Collared flycatcher)
Lineage: Eukaryota; Metazoa; Chordata; Aves; Passeriformes; Muscicapidae
Gene: MRAS
Product: muscle RAS oncogene homolog
Exons: 7
Coding region: 237-1112 (291 amino acids)
Biological process (GO): signal transduction
Cellular component (GO): plasma membrane
Molecular function (GO): GTP binding; GDP binding; GTPase activity
Source: RefSeq, a predicted model, not a curated record